Messenger RNA from Fusarium odoratissimum NRRL 54006, 603 nucleotides. RefSeq lists its product as uncharacterized. Lineage: Eukaryota; Fungi; Ascomycota; Sordariomycetes; Hypocreales; Nectriaceae. The record is from RefSeq and is a predicted model, not a curated record. The transcript has 2 exons. The coding region runs from base 1 to 603 and encodes 200 amino acids.
AUGGUUAUCGGAUUACUUGCCAUCACGGCUAUCCCGACCGUUACAGGCGUGGGUAACGCCGUGAGUGCACAGAAGAGACAGAAUGAGAGCAUGAGCAAGGAACAAGAAAAGUUCCACCUCACAUUCAUGCUACAGCAGAAUGGAAAGAUAGAAGAGGUUGGCCAAGGAGUUCUCGUGGACAAGAAGAUGUAUCUCAACCUCUCCGAUGCCCCCGUGCAAGGCUACAGAUUUCUAGGCUGGUAUUUCAAGUAUCCCAGCGAGGAAGGGCACCUGGGGCUGGUGAGCAUGGUAUCCGACGACCCCCCAGCGCUGAACUGGAUAUUCGUGGACAAGGACACGCACAUGGUGACCUUUGGGGGGAAGAAGGACACCAUCGGGCACGUCAUAGGACCCUGGGGCUGGACAGCAGAUGAGCGCUUCCUGACGCUCCAGGGAGAUCAUGAUUCCUUUGUGGCGGUGCGGGACGAGGAAGGGAAAUGGGCUGUAUAUUGGGACCCGGAGGGUGAUAUUGAGGAGGAGAUUGACGAUGAGGAGAGAUGUCAGCCAGUGAGACUGAGGAGAAGACCACAGCUCGGCAUGGAAAGCAGUUAUGUCAAGAAAUAG